Messenger RNA from Phyllostomus discolor (pale spear-nosed bat), 2406 nucleotides. RefSeq names its product bystin like (gene BYSL). The transcript has 7 exons. Gene Ontology annotation, cellular component: preribosome, small subunit precursor; cytoplasm; nucleolus. Gene Ontology annotation, molecular function: snoRNA binding. NCBI's taxonomy places the organism in Eukaryota, Metazoa, Chordata, Mammalia, Chiroptera, Phyllostomidae. The record is from RefSeq and is a predicted model, not a curated record. The coding region runs from base 66 to 1376 and encodes 436 amino acids. Gene Ontology annotation, biological process: rRNA processing.
AAGCGUACUGAGAACUUCUUGUCUGUGUCCACGUGUGAACUGUCUGGGCAGCUUUUUCGAGAAAAAUGCCCAAAUUCAAGGCGGUCCGCGGGGUGGGGGUUCAGGAAAAACACGCGCCUCUUGCCGAGCAGAUUCUGGCUGGGGACGCGGUGCGGCUAGGGGCUCGGGAGAAGCGGCGGGGUCGCGGAACCGAAGAAGAGGAAGAGUAUGUAGGGCCCCGGUUGACCCGACGGAUUUUGCAGCAAGCGCGGCAGCAGCAGGAGGAGCUCGAGGCCGAGCAUGGGACUGGGGGCAAGCCCGCGGCGCCCCGGGAGCGCAUCACGCGGCUGGGUCCAGGAGUGCCACAAGAUGGAUCAGAUGAUGAGGAUGAAGAGUGGCCCACCCUGGAGAAGGCUGCCACAAUGACAGGGGUGGGCCACCAUGCAGAGGUGGUCGUGGACCCCGAGGAUGAGCGUGCCAUUGAGAUGUUCAUGAAUAAAAACCCUCCUGCCAGGCGCACCCUGGCUGACAUCAUCAUGGAGAAGCUGACUGAGAAGCAGACGGAAGUUGAGACAGUCAUGUCCGAGGCAACGGGCUUCCCUGUGCCCCAGCUGGAUCCCCGGGUCCUGGAGGUCUACAGAGGAGUCCGGGAGGUGUUAUCUAAGUACCGCAGUGGGAAGCUGCCCAAGGCAUUUAAGAUCAUCCCUGCGCUCUCCAACUGGGAGCAGAUCCUCUACGUCACAGAGCCCGAGGCGUGGACUGCUGCUGCCAUGUACCAAGCCACAAGGAUUUUCGCCUCUAACCUGAAGGAACGCAUGGCCCAGCGCUUCUUCAACCUUGUCCUGCUCCCCCGGGUACGGGAUGACAUUGCUGAGUACAAACGACUGAAUUUCCACCUCUACAUGGCACUCAAGAAGGCCCUGUUCAAACCUGGAGCCUGGUUUAAAGGGAUCCUGAUCCCACUGUGUGAGUCGGGCACCUGUACCCUCCGGGAAGCCAUCAUCGUGGGUAGCAUCAUCACCAAAUGCUCCAUCCCCGUGCUGCAUUCCAGCGCGGCCAUGCUGAAAAUUGCCGAGAUGGAAUACAGCGGUGCCAACAGCAUCUUCUUGCGACUGCUGCUGGAUAAGAAGUACGCACUGCCCUACCGGGUGCUGGACGCCCUGGUCUUCCACUUCUUGCGAUUCCGGACAGAGAAGCGCGAACUGCCAGUGCUCUGGCACCAGUGCCUCCUGACUUUGGCCCAGCGCUAUAAGGCAGACCUGGCCACAGAGCAGAAGGAGGCCCUCCUGGAGCUGCUCCGGCUGCAGCCCCACCCACAGCUGUCCCCUGAGAUCAGGCGUGAGCUUCAGAGUGCGGUACCUCGAGAUGUGGAAGAUGUUCCCAUCACCAUGGACUGAGGAAACAGUCACUCAUCCUGGUCUGAGGGGCGUGGGAGGACACCAGGAUCCCUGUUUGGUGACUAACAGAGACACUGAGCCUUUACAGCUGAAGGCUCAGUUUUGGGCAGUGACGGCUCAUGGGCAUCUGUGACUCCCAGUACCUGACAGGGAGGACAGCUUCUAGCUGGCUCCUUUUUCCAUUCUAGGCCAUCGUUCCUGCUCAGUUCUGGAACCUCUUUGAGAUUCCACAUACUGCCCUGCUGGGGCUUGGAGUAAGUACUUUUCUCUCUCAGGCUGUUGUGUCACAUCACUGGGAUGUGGAUAAAAAGGCGGUAUUUAUUGAGCUUCUGUGUUUUAAUGUGAUUAGCAGAGAUCUUUCUGCUUUCCCUCUUUAUCUGGAGGAAGGAAUUACUCUUCGGGUUCCUGUCUAGGAGUGCCUUCUCACCCAGUUUAUGCAUGAAUCCCUUCCCAUCCCUACUCUGCAGUCUUGCUGCUCCAGGCUGUACCCAGCAAGAGCUCCCGGGGGGCACAGUGUCUGCCUCUCCCCAGUGCAGGCUGCUUUGGGAGAAUGCCAGCAACCAGGAGGUGGUUCAAAAGAUGGUGUCUCAGCUGUGGAUGAAAGAGCUAGAGGAGAGUGGAAAUACAAGGGCCAGACAGAUCAGAGAAUACUGGUUGUGCCCAGGUUUGGGCCACCACCAGACAAGUUCACUUCCUAACUUUUCUUGACGGCUAGGAACGUUAGACCAGAGAUUGGCAAACUUAGGUCUUAUGGCUUAUGAACUAAGACUGGUUUUCAUAUUUUUUAGUGGGUGGAAAUUUUUUUAAACUAUUUUGUGACAGGUGAGAAUCACAUGAAAUUCAAAUUUCACUGCCCGUAGUUUUACUGGAACACAGCCACUGCCAUCUGUUUACAUGUCUUCUAUGGCUGUUCUCAUGCCACAGUAGCAGAUGCAAUCCUGGAACCUUGGCCUUUGAAAAAUGAAUUUUUCCCAGCUGAAUUCAUGUAUUUGGGGACAAUAUGAUCUCAUAAGGCAGAUAAUCUCAUUUA